Molecule: messenger RNA, 984 nt
Organism: Syzygium oleosum
Lineage: Eukaryota; Viridiplantae; Streptophyta; Magnoliopsida; Myrtales; Myrtaceae
Product: 40S ribosomal protein S8
Exons: 5
Coding region: 148-807 (219 amino acids)
Biological process (GO): maturation of SSU-rRNA from tricistronic rRNA transcript (SSU-rRNA, 5.8S rRNA, LSU-rRNA); translation
Cellular component (GO): ribosome; cytosolic small ribosomal subunit
Molecular function (GO): structural constituent of ribosome
Source: RefSeq, a predicted model, not a curated record
GCGAACUAGGGUUUUGGGUGUAAAAGCGAAGGCCGCCUCAGCCGAGUCGUCUCUCUCUUCUGCUAGUCCCUCCACCCGCCACACAAACCCUAGCUUCUCAGCAGGCGUGUUCGGGGCUGUGCAAGAACAGAGACCCGACCUGCAAUCAUGGGUAUCUCUCGUGAUUCGAUGCACAAGAGGCGCGCCACCGGAGGCAAGAAGAAGGCCUGGAGGAAGAAGAGGAAGUAUGACCUUGGAAGGCAACCUGCCAGCACUAAGCUGUCGAGCAACAAGACUGUGAGGAGGGUUAGAGUUAGGGGUGGCAAUGUGAAGUGGCGUGCUCUGAGGCUCGACACCGGAAAUUACUCAUGGGGAAGUGAGGCAGUGACCAGGAAGACUAGGAUUCUUGAUGUGGUGUACAAUGCAUCCAACAAUGAGCUGGUCCGUACCCAGACUCUGGUGAAGAGUGCAAUAGUCCAGGUUGAUGCAGCACCAUUCAAGCAGUGGUAUCUCCAGCACUAUGGUGUUGAUAUUGGCCGCAAGAAGAAAACUCAAGCUUCUGCCAAGAAAGAAGGAGAGGAGGCUGAAGCUCCUGUUGAGGAGGUGAAGAAGAGCGGCCACGUAUUGAGGAAGCUUGAGAAACGCCAGAAGGAACGCAAGCUUGACCAACAUAUUGAGGAGCAAUUUAGCAGUGGCCGUUUGUUAGCGAGCAUCUCAUCCCGACCGGGUCAGUGUGGCCGUGCUGAUGGAUACAUCUUGGAGGGUAAGGAGCUGGAAUUCUACAUGAAGAAGAUCCAGAGGAAGAAGGGCAAGGGAGCUGCUGCAUAAAUUUUUGUUUCUGCAAUACAGAGGACCCAAAUCUUCUAUGUCUUUUUAUUCCCCUGAACCCUAGUUUUAGUUUUUAUUUAAGUGUUUGCAUCAAAUCGAGGUUGUCAUCUUUUUAUUCCCUUGACGUGGAACAGUUAUUAGUGUAUUUGUCUUGAUCAAGUCAUAUUUCUUUUCUAA